CAAAACUUCAGUGUAUAUUAUCCAUUCUUCGACCUACCAUAGCAAGGCAAGGUGAACAUGGCACGUUUGUGCAGAGACUAAAUACACAAAGCUUAUAAGAAAGCGAAUGAUCUCUGCAUGACGUAAAUAUGGCACAGCUGUGUCGUCCCGUGUUCAUCUCAGCGCAAUGCUGUUCCAAUUCAGCAAAAAGCAACUUAAUGUAAGCUUACGUACAUCACAUCCUGUAUAUGAGGGGGUUUGUUUGGCAGAAGAAAUCAAACCCAAAGCCAUCAUAGACCCAAAUCUCGAUGCGUAGUGUUUUAGAGAUCGUCAAAAAGGGUUCCUGCAUUGAUGCACUGCUCCUCAUUCAAAAAUGGAAGCAUCUCUUGAUGAGCGUAUAGAAAACUGGGACGUCAACCCCCAGCUCCAGUCGACAUUUUUCAACGCCCUACCUGCAGAGAUACGGCUCCAGAUCUACCGGAAUGCCCUCGCUUCCUUCUCCCUGACCGCCAUUCCCCCUGCUGGCGCGCAGUCCAUGAAACCACACAACUUUCGCAUUCGAUUUGAUCAUGAAGGCGGCUCAGAUGAUGACCUCCGUGGCAAGCCCGGCCACGAACGCGAAGCUGAGAUGCCCGACAUAGUUCCCGAGCUCGCAAACGCAGCUCCCGGCUGCACGCGGCCAAACGAGCGCCCCGACUUCUACGAGGAGCCAUGCAUGUCGCUGAACAUGCUGCUCUCCUGCAGGAGACUGCUGACCGAAGCCCGGCCCAUCAUGUUCGAGGCCGAGCGAAACUACCAGUUCAGCAGCGACCCGCGCUCGACCCUCUUGAACUACUCGGGGGGUUCGGCCCACCAAGGCUUCUUGGAUCGGAACCGGGAGCUGCAGUGGGAGAAGAGGUUCCGCCGCGUGCGCUUCUUCGCGCCGAUAUUGAAAUACCACGCCGUCUUUUCGCAUCACUCCAACCUCUUGAUCCACGUCAAGCACCUCCGCAUCACCGUGCGCCGCACCGACUGGCGACUCGGUGUCGUCUCCGGCCAGCCCGAGGCCACGGGCAUCCCUCCGGCAGCUUGCUUUGGGUGGGUUCAGGGCCCGCUGCAGAUCAACCCACUCGGGCCGCCUGCGGGACCUCUGAUGGAUCGGUUCCGGGAAACGCGGCACGAAAACCUCAACAUAGGGCACAUGGGAGCCAUGAUGAAAACCACCUCAGAAUUCGGCCGGAUCCCCCAGGGUUCCGUGUUAAAAGACAGCGCCGCCGGCCGGCCGAGCUGGAUGCCGCCGCAGGUCCGCUACACGGCGGGGAUGUGGGGACGCGAGUUUGUCAACAUGCCGUGCAUCAAGACCUUCACCAUGGACUUUGAUGCCACACAAGAAAAGCGCGACCAGCUCGCGGCCAUCGUGGAGUGGGCGGUCCGCACCUGGCGCUUCCCGCUUAAUCCGGCCCACGGCGGCCAUCACUACCUGGCGGCAGACGAAUCCUCGGUGAAGAGAAAGUCGUGGCGAGGCACCGCGGGGGAUUGGGACUGGCUCGGCCCCUGCGCGACGUGCCGUCCUCGAGUGGAGGGUACUACUGGCGGGGAGCUGGCGAGGGAGGCCCCGGAGCUUUGCUUGAUUCCUGUGCAUGCAAACAUCGUGUCGAAGUUUCGUAGGGGGUUGGGACCGAGGAUGUAUUCCUGGUCGGUGACUUGGACACCGAGGAGCUAUGAAGGGCCGGAGGAGUUUCCUUAUAAAGAUUCAGAAUGUCUGGAAGUGCUCCCGGGAGACUUGAAAUGAGAUUUUCAUGGGUCGGGCCCAUUCAAUAACUUCCUUCGUCCCGAACAUGUCAUCUUUUG
Pyricularia oryzae 70-15 is the source of this 1809-nucleotide messenger RNA. RefSeq lists its product as uncharacterized. NCBI's taxonomy places the organism in Eukaryota, Fungi, Ascomycota, Sordariomycetes, Magnaporthales, Pyriculariaceae. The record is from RefSeq and is a predicted model, not a curated record. The transcript has a single exon. The coding region runs from base 353 to 1750 and encodes 465 amino acids.